UUUCGACCGAAACACUUCAAAAAACCAUUCGAUCUCUCUCAACAAAAAAAAAAUGCAAACAAAACUCGUCUUUAUCUCGCUUCUUCUCGUCAUUGGCGUGCCCUUAAUUUUCGCGCAACGCGGUUCCUAUGCGGGCUCCCGUUCUCAAGGCUACAAAGAUCGUUACCGUCAACCAGAAAUGCGGGUUUCCGAUAGCACGGAUCCCAUUCCCGUAAAUGCUCAUGGCGAUCGUGGCUUAGUCGACCGUAUCGCGCUCAUGCCACGAGAGAAUCAACCGUUUUGGUACAUCAACGCAAAAGCCUUGGAAGCACAACGACAAUCUCCGUUCCCCAUUUUGAAUGGCGACAACUUACAGAGCUUGGAUACUGGAGCUUCUACCAUGCAAUUUGGCUCUCACGCAUCCGGUAGAUCGCCAUUCGCUGGUUGAAAAUGUUUCGCUUCCUUAUCGUUCUUAUCAAUAAAAUACAGAAACAAAAAAAAAGACAAGAGAGUCGCGUUAAUAAUUAUUUAUUUACAAAAGAUUUUUGCUUCUGUUCUGGUUGAAUCUAGAUUCGAUUUAUGAAUAUUGAUGAAGGAGGAGGAAUGC
Messenger RNA from Culicoides brevitarsis, 586 nucleotides. RefSeq lists its product as uncharacterized. Lineage: Eukaryota; Metazoa; Arthropoda; Insecta; Diptera; Ceratopogonidae. The transcript has a single exon. The coding region runs from base 53 to 427 and encodes 124 amino acids. The record is from RefSeq and is a predicted model, not a curated record.